Suillus bovinus is the source of this 765-nucleotide messenger RNA. RefSeq lists its product as uncharacterized. NCBI's taxonomy places the organism in Eukaryota, Fungi, Basidiomycota, Agaricomycetes, Boletales, Suillaceae. Bases 1 to 765 code for a protein of 254 amino acids. The record is from RefSeq and is a predicted model, not a curated record. The transcript has 7 exons.
AUGCCAAGCUUUCUGCCUUCAGGUGAACCCACCCUGGAUGGUGACUGCCUAUCUCUCAAAAAUAUUGAACUGGUUGAUAUUUUUAGUCGGAAGCACGCAUCUUUGCAGCCUCAUCCAUCUCACAAGUAUCCAAACGAAACACUUAUUCAUCAUGGUUACUUAGGCUGCUCUCCAUUAUUUCCCACUGUCGCCAUCUCCAUCCGCACACUCGCAGUAUAUUGGCAGGUUCACCGAACUUGUCCCCGAUUCAGCAUUCAGGCGCAAUGCAAGGCAUUAUGUCAUCUCCAUAAUUUUUCAGAUGCUUACGACAUUUAUCUCAAAAUCUUGCAUCGCGUCGAUGUCCUUAUCAACCAAGCACUUAACCGCGACUCACCCAACUUGGCAGUUGAUAAGUUUAAGGAUGAAGUGCGAGGACAAACUCACUCGACUGCGGAUACUGAAAACUGGCAAGACAUCGAGAAAACUGAAACAGUGCCAUCAUCAUUUACUUGUGUUGACCGGUGGCGAAAUGCUGGUCCAGAACAACGUAAAAGGAUGUUUUCAGUGUUUGAUGAGUCGGGGAUAUUUAUUGCUGCAUGUCGACACUGGUUUAUCCUUCUCGCCUGCGAUAUGGUUAAGAGUGGUGAACUUGCGAAAUAUCCAUUGGCGGUUGUUGAUCAACUGCUAAUGGUUUAUGGUAAAAAUGGAGGUUGUGCAUUUGCUAAGACGCUAGGGAACAGUGUUUUUAUACGGAAUCAUUAUCGGGAGGCCCUGGCAGAUAUCUGA